AUGGCAGACUGUUGUGUACGGACAUGCCCACGGCCAAUGUGUAACCCUCCUUCCUAUGCUGACCUUGGCAAAGCUGCCCGAGAUACUUUCAACAAAGGAUAUGGCUUUGGGUUGGUAAAGUUGGAUGUGAAAACAAAGUCGUGCAGCGGUGUGGAAUUUUCAACAUCUGGUUCAUCUAACACGGACACUGGUAAAGUUAGUGGGACCUUGGAGACCAAAUACAAAUGGUGUGAGUAUGGUCUGACUUUCACAGAGAGAUGGAACACCGAUAACAUGGGGACAGAGAUCGCGAUUGAAGACCAGAUCUGUCAAGGUUUGAAGCUGACAUUUGAUACUACCUUUUCACCAAACACAGGGAAGAAAAGUGGUAAAAUCAAGUCUGCUUACAAGAGGGAGUGUAUAAACCUUGGCUGUGAUGUUGACUUUGAUUUUGCUGGACCUGUGAUCCACGGCUCAGCUGUCUUUGGUUAUGAGGGCUGGCUUGCUGGGUACCAGAUGACCUUUGACAGUGCCAAGUCAAAGCUGACAAGGAGUAACUUUGCAGUGGGCUACAGGACUGGGGACUUCCAGUUACAUACUAAUGUCAAUAAUGGGACAGAAUUUGGAGGAUCAAUUUAUCAGAAAGUGUGCGAAGAUUUCGAUACCUCGGUAAAUCUUGCUUGGACAUCAGGUACCAAUUGCACUCGCUUUGGCAUUGCAGCUAAAUACCAGUUGGAUCCUACUGCUUCCAUUUCUGCAAAGGUCAACAACCCCAGCUUAAUUGGAGUGGGUUACACUCAGACUCUGAGGCCUGGUGUGAAGCUUACACUGUCUGCUCUGGUAGAUAGGAAGAGCUUUAAUGCUGGAGGCCACAAACUUGGGCUUGCCUUGGAACUGGAGGCUUAAUCCAGUUGAAAGAAACCUCUGGGAAUGGAUAUCAGAAGAUUUGGCCUUAAUAUAUUUCCAUGUGACCAGCAGGCUCCUCCCCUUCCCCCCAGAAGGUGAUCAAAUCAAAGGAUGAUUAAACAAGAGCUGUAUUUUAAAUAUUUA
Molecule: messenger RNA, 1029 nt
Organism: Alexandromys fortis (reed vole)
Lineage: Eukaryota; Metazoa; Chordata; Mammalia; Rodentia; Cricetidae
Product: voltage-dependent anion-selective channel protein 2-like
Biological process (GO): monoatomic anion transmembrane transport
Cellular component (GO): mitochondrial outer membrane
Molecular function (GO): voltage-gated monoatomic anion channel activity
Source: RefSeq, a predicted model, not a curated record